Molecule: messenger RNA, 1347 nt
Organism: Acanthamoeba castellanii str. Neff
Lineage: Eukaryota; Discosea; Longamoebia; Acanthamoebidae
Exons: 1
Coding region: 1-1347 (448 amino acids)
Source: RefSeq, a predicted model, not a curated record
AUGAAGGAGGAGGACCACGAUGUGGUCACCAUCAUCGACGGCGAUCUCAACAACGACGACAGCAGCAACAGCGCGGAAGAGGAGGAAGAAUGUAGCGACUGGGUGCUGCUGGGCCUGUGCCUGCUCAAUGCGUCGGCCUACCUGGGCAUGAUGCUGGCCAAGGCCUGGGCCGGCCUGUCCCACGACGCCACCGCGCUCGACUUCGCCUCGCCGCUCACGCCCGCCCCGUGGGUGGCCGCCCGCGUGUGGGACGCCAUCACCCUCGCGCUCCUCCUAGUCUUCCUCCUGUGGCCCUUCCUCCCAUGGCUCUCGCCGGCCCGCAAGCGCGACGUGGUCCGGGUCUCGCAGCCCUUUGUCCUGGCCUGCGCCAGCCACGCCAUGUGGAGCGUGCUGUGGUCCUACGGCUUCCUGGCCCUGAGCGCCCUGCUGUCGGCCACGGUGUGCGUCCAGCUGAUGGCCGCCAGCCUCGCGCUGGCCCGGUCGCCGCCGCUGUUCCGCCUGCCCUUCGGCCUCUGGCUCGGCUGGGAGGCCUUCGCCACGCUCAGUCAGGCUAGCGCGGCGCUCUACCACGAGGCGGGCCUGGCCUUCUUCGGCUCAGCGUGGUGGUCGGCGGCGGCCAUGCUGUCGCUGACGGCCGUGGCCUACACGUGGGGCUCUAUGGCCGACGACCCGUUCUUCUCGGCGGCCUUGGCGGCGGCCCUCUUCGGGGUGACCCAGCUGCACCACUCGCUCGUCGUCUCCCGCGUGGCCUACACCUGCUGCGUCGCCCUGACGGCCCACGCCCUCAUCGUCUGCCUCACCAACUUCGAUGCCGCUCGACGCGAGCAAGCGCCGGCCGAUGGCGACGACGAUGGCAGCGAUGAAGAUGCGUACGAAUGCGAAGAAGCUGCCCUCCUGCUGGCUGCUGGCGACGAAGAUGGAGGAGCGCAGCAGCAUCAGCAGCAGCCUCGCCUCGCCUCCGCGCCUCUGCUGUCGCUGCCGAUCGAAGACUCGCUGCCGCUAUACCCGACCACCCUCUACGUCGCGCGGCCCCCGAUGGCGGCCGCCGCCGAGGAGUUCGGGCAGUACCACCAGUACUACUACCCCAGCUACUCGGCCUACCAUCAUCCCGCCGCCGCCACAAUCGAGCCUGCCCGACGAACCCGCCAGCUACGCCGGCCGAGUUCAACCCGAGCUUCCCCGCCUUCUUCCCCUAUCCCUCUGCCCCACUCGCUCCCACCACGCAGUGAAGAAGCCUUCCUCCAGCAUUGCAUUCCACACACACCCACUUAUCAAUCAAUAUGUACAUACCAGCAUUCCGAACCAGCAUUCUUAGCAUACUUGUUGUUAUGUUAUUUGCACGGGUAG